AUGUCAAUCUACUACGCCGCUACACUUGACGUCAUCGGAGCCUCAGAAGCGAAUGGAAACUGUCACCGCAUCCUUACAGGCGCGCCUUUGUGCCAGGAUGUCUGCGGUUCUCUCAACACCGACCUGACUCUUAAGGAGGUCCUCGAUAGCCAAGGCAAGGCCACCGUUGCGGGCCACCUCGAUGUCUGCCUGUGUGCCAAGGACGUUGUUACAUUCGUGAAAUCAAACGUCGUUGCACAAAAAGCUGUCAAACUUGUCGGCGACCAUACCAAGGUGGAGACUUUGAUCUCGAACAUGAUCACGAGCCUUCCGACAGCCUCUCACUGCUCUUACCCUGAUCACGCCAGCCCCGUGUGCUCCGACUCCAAUCCAUGCAAUUUUGAAUGCACCGAUGGUUACCUUCCCUUCCCUGCCGAGAGACCCACGUCUUGUCAAUGUCCUGACCACCUCAUGGAAUGUGGUGGCAAGUGCGGUCAUUUUAAGGAGUGCCCCAGCGAAGCACCUCUGUCCCGUCGUAACAAUGAUCCCAAGUGUGCUAAUGGUCUCACCAUGUGUGGGGUCACUACUAGCACUGGUCAGCCUUGGAAGUGUGUCGAUGUUAAAACUGAUGCUACAACUUGUGGUGCGUGUGUCAAGGCGGCUCCUUACGGAAAGGCACCUAUCAACGGUGUGAACUGCAAGGAGAUCGAGGGUGUCAUUCCUGGCACUGUCACUUGCGGUAACGGCCGCUGCAUUGUGAAAGACUGCGCCGAGGGCUUUUCUGUUUCUCCUGCUUCGGAUACGUGCAUUCCUGUGUCCAAAUAUGCUCCCACCGCCCCUAAGCAACAAAACGGAGCUGCUAUUCCGAGCCCUAGUGGAAGCACUAAAGGUCCCAAGGUUUCUCGUGACGAGCGUCCCGCAGGAUCGAAGCACGAUGCGGGUGCCCCUCCCACUCCCUUCGGUGGUUUGAGGUUCCCUCGUGAUGUUGCUGGUAAUAUUCAGCAAGGCGCUAGUGCCGUCGUCGGGCCAGUCGUUGAUGUGGCUGAGCAUCUCACUGCCAGUGGUUCUGCAGGUCCCGGGGGCGUUGUCACGAAUGUUAAACAGGGCGCCGAGGUAGUUUCUCCUGUUUUAGGUGUAGUGGAGCACACCUCUGGUAGCUUCAAAGCGACGCGUGGUGUUGGAUUGCCUCACGGUGCUGGUGUUUCGCCCAAUGAUGUUGCUAAGGGUGUCGCAGCUGGUCAUAUGGGCACGCCCGUUGGCUUCCAUGGGGUCCGUGGUGUUGCCGGGGGUUUGAUACCUGGUCCUGGUCCUCAUGCUGGUCCUCAUACCGAAGAUGUAAAGCUGUGAGGCCGUUGUCCGUGCAGCUUGCUCUGGUUUACUCCUUUUGUUAUCUACUCCGCGCCUACAUACGAUAAUAUACCUAUAGCGACUCGGGUCUACAAAUACUUGACCGAUAAUCAAGUUUCCUUUUGAUGCGGC
This is a messenger RNA of Suillus subaureus, 1458 nucleotides long. RefSeq lists its product as uncharacterized. The record is from RefSeq and is a predicted model, not a curated record. Lineage: Eukaryota; Fungi; Basidiomycota; Agaricomycetes; Boletales; Suillaceae. Bases 1 to 1326 code for a protein of 441 amino acids. The transcript has 7 exons.